AAACACGCUUUUAAUCUGACCAUUCUAUUUGCCUUUCAUACUUCACCAGAUUGUUCAUCAUGCGGACAGCCCUUGUGAUCACCUUAUGCCUGUUGCCAUGCCUCACCAGCGGGAUGUACAACAGAGGGUCCAGCCUCCUUGGCGGUCGCAGAAGCUCCGGCCUAGGAAGAUCUCGUAUUUUCACCAUUCCUGAUGGCACUCCGGAUUACCGUCAAGUUAUCCAAAGUCCAACUGGAAGACUCUACCAAGUUGAGGAUCAGAGCAGACAUCUGAUUGGGGGAAGAAUUCGAACUGUUGCUCAACUUGAAAAUUUGGAUGUGCCUGACCGACCCGACCCGUACCUGAUUACUGGCGGCGGUUCCUCAUACGUUGGAGGCGGUUCAUUCGGAGGUUUGCAAUCUCUUGCAGCUCUUGGAGGUCUUGGAGGUCUUGGAGGUCGUGGAGGAUCUCUUAACGGUGGCUCCCUGUAUGGCGGCAGAGGAUCCCUCGCCAGUGGUUACGGUCAACAAGCCACUGGUAUCCGUCAACAACCCAGCUUGUUCGGACGAAGGACCCGAUACUGAAACUCCAAAUGAAGAUUGCGAUACGAAGCGCAAAGGCACAGACGAAAACAGCUGUAUGAAAUUACUUGUUUGUAAACUGUUGUUGAUUAAACCUCUAACAGAAUCUCCCCUUCAUGGAAA
Molecule: messenger RNA, 683 nt
Organism: Haliotis rufescens (red abalone)
Lineage: Eukaryota; Metazoa; Mollusca; Gastropoda; Lepetellida; Haliotidae
Exons: 13
Coding region: 60-563 (167 amino acids)
Source: RefSeq, a predicted model, not a curated record